Molecule: messenger RNA, 1252 nt
Organism: Oncorhynchus tshawytscha (Chinook salmon)
Lineage: Eukaryota; Metazoa; Chordata; Actinopteri; Salmoniformes; Salmonidae
Gene: cib3
Product: calcium and integrin binding family member 3
Exons: 6
Coding region: 128-691 (187 amino acids)
Molecular function (GO): calcium ion binding
Source: RefSeq, a predicted model, not a curated record
CUGGCCUCCCUUUGUCCCCCCAUGCCGCCAUUUCAUAUCUGACAUAUCCACAGUCCACCACACCACAGGCCUGCCUUCAUACUGAUACGUGCCAUGGCACAGAGGCACCAGGGUGGUGGGCUGAGAAAUGGGGAAUAAGCAGACAAUCUUCACGGCGCAGCAGCUUGAUGCGUAUCAGGACUGCACAUUCUUCACAAGGAAGGAAAUUCUAAGACUAUUCGACCGUUAUCGAGACUUGGCACCACAGCUCGUUCCUCUCGACUACACAGACCAGCCAGAUGUGAGGCUACCAUACGAGCUCAUUGGCAGCAUGCCAGAACUGAAGGACAACCCGUUCCGCCAGAGGAUCGCUGAGGUUUUCUCGGAGGACGGAGAGGGAAACAUGACCCUGGAUGACUUCCUGGAUAUGUUCUCCGUGCUGAGUGAGAUGGCUCCACGAGAUCUGAAAGCCUACUAUGCAUUUAAAAUCUACGACUUCAACAAUGAUGACUUCCUGUGUAAGUCUGACCUGGAGAAGACGCUGAACAAGCUGACGCGGAAUGAGCUAACUGAGGACGAGGUCAGGAUGGUAUGUGAGAAGGUGAUCGACGAGGCCGACCUGGACAACGAUGGACGUCUCUCACUGGAGGACUUCCAGCACAUGAUCGUCCGUGCUCCAGACUUCCUCAGCACCUUCCAUAUAAGGAUAUGAAGACUAAAGAGAUGCCAUGGACACUACCACCAUGGAUCCAAACAUUUUCUCUACCAAAGAUGUUAUAGGGACCUUUAAAGUGUGCACUAUGCAGGCUUAGGCUAGUUGUUUUUUACUUUGAUGUAGGCCGGAGACAGACCACUGACCUGUUGACAGCUGAAUAGUCUAUUAUUAUAGAGCUAUUGUAGCUAUCAGGACAGGGCUCAUUAGCUAUGACGGCCAACAGUUGAUUUGUAUUCUCUUCUAUGAAGGCUCAGUUACACCAGGCUUUAAAAUAAACAUCUUCCCCCAUAUUCCACUGAACCAUGGAGGGGCAGUGGAGGGUGAGGCAUCUGUGUCAUGUAUGAAUUAACGCUCCAUUAUAAAAUCAUGGGUUCAGCUAACAGUCAAUUGUGCUAAAUCAUUCUGGAUACAUUCAUACAAUGUCAAUUAAAGAGGCAAUCUGAGGUUGAAACAACAACAAAGCGGUCGUGCACCCCAACUCCUCUUUGGUAAACAGCUGAGGGACGGGGCUGUAGAAAUGUAACUACUCUCAAAUUCAUGGAUGAAGCUAUGGAUGCA